Molecule: messenger RNA, 2604 nt
Organism: Cajanus cajan (pigeon pea)
Lineage: Eukaryota; Viridiplantae; Streptophyta; Magnoliopsida; Fabales; Fabaceae
Product: monomethylxanthine methyltransferase 2
Molecular function (GO): methyltransferase activity
Source: RefSeq, a predicted model, not a curated record
UAUACUACUUAAUUAAAUAACUAGAGCAACUAUAGUCAACACAAUAACAACUUUACAACAAUGAAUACUUUAACUUAUACAUCUUAACUUAUUAAUAAUUCAACAAUAAACGACAUAAAAACAACUUAGUUUCACCAAAUACACAAGAUAUAACAACUUGUCUUCAUCAGGCAACUUAACCAUGUUAUAUACAACUUCUAAAACACAAGAACAGCUACAUGCAACCACUAAUUUAAAUCAAUCAUCUCUUUUUCUUUUAAACAACUAAAACCCAACUUUUUAACUCAAUCCGCACCCAACAACUCAACCAUUUCAACAAAAAAACACAAUGCAUAAAGCUUCCCUAACUUGAAUAUUGGCUCCGAAUUGCCAAGAAUUUGGGAAUAAGAAAAACUUUCCUCUGAGCUUGACUUCCAAACUUCAAUCCUUCAAAAUCAAGCUUCCUAGCGGACUAGAGUCCUUCUCUCCCUCUUUCUUUCCCUUUUUCUCCCUCCUUAACGCCUAUUUAUAGAGGUCAGGAGUGGCUAGAACGGCCCGUUUCGAAUCCGGAAUGACCCUUUCUGGGCUCUUUCAUCAUAUGUAAAAUUCACAUGCAAAAUGGCCCGUUUCCAACCCAGGACGGCCCGUUCUAGAGUUGAAUUUAAUUCACAUGCAACAACGACGUUUGGAACGGCCCAUUCCAGUCUAGGAUUUAUAGGCCAAUGUAGUAGUUUGGAACGGCCCGUUCCAGUUUGGGAACGACCCGUUUUAGGCUACUAAAUCACCCAUCGCCUUCUGAAAUACUUACUACGUUACAGGAAUCAUCCUUACUACUAUAAAGUUAUAAAUUUGUAUUCUCUUUAGUUAACAAAGCAUGAAUAAAAUUAUCAAAGUUAUCUUUAUCCUUCCUUAUAGUUUCUUGUUGUUCUCUCUGAUGGUAGAAAUAUAGGAGUAGUGAUAUUAUAACUUUUAAUUCUCUAACAUUGGUGAGACUUACAAGAAACUAUAAAAAAAGAUAAAGAUAACUUAAAUAUUUUUCAUUCAUUCCUAAAAAGAAUACAAAUUUAUAACCUAAUAGUACUAAGAAUGAUCCUACAAGUAUCAUCAUCCUAUUUUGAAAAUAAAAAAUAACAUAAUACUAAAUACAAAUAUAUACAUAUAUAUAUAUAUAUAUAUAUAUAUACUAAUAUUCUAAAACCAACCUUUAAUAUAAUUCAACCAUUUAAUUUUAUCUCUUUAGGACCUUCCUAUGCCAUCCUAUUAUGGUAUAUGUUCAGAAACAUGUAAUUUUCGUCAUCAUCUUACCCUUUCUAUUAUUUUAUAUACUGAAAUUAGAUUUUAUGCAGAAAAAGGUGAUGCUAAAAGUGAAGCCUAUAGUUGAAGAAAGUCUCGUAAGGUUGUUGUCCAGCACCAAUUUUAAAAGUAAUUUGAAAGUGGCAGAUUUAGGCUGUUCUUCCGGACCAAAUGCGCUUAUGGUUUUGUACGAUAUAAUCACUAUCAUUAAUAACCAUAAAGUGAGCUUAAAUCAAGAUGCUUCUGCGACUGUGCUCCAAAUUUAUCUCAACGAUCUAUUUGAAAAUGACUUCAAUAACAUCAUGAAGUUGCUUCCUAAUUUCUACCACAAAAUAAAAGAGAUGGGAGAUAAAGUUAGUACAUGCUUUAUACAUGUAACGCCGGGAAACUUUUAUGGAAGGCUCUUUCCCAAUAAUCACAUUCACUUUUUUCAUUCCUCCUAUAGUCUCCAUUGGCUCUCGCAGGCUCCUGAAGAGUUAACCAAUGGUGUAGAACCUUUAAACAAGGGCAAUACAUAUAUAACGACCACAAGCAGUCCAACUGUCUAUAAAGCAUACUUUGAGCAAUUUCAAAGAGAUUUCAAACUUUUCCUAAAAUCACGCUCUGAUGAGCUAAAACCUUGUGGUGUUAUGGUACUAACUUUCAUAGGCAGAGAAAAGGCUCACGAAAUUAGUAGUCCUUGGGUGGUGAUUGGGGUGGUCCUCAAAGAUAUGGUGUUAGAGGGUUUGGUUGAAGAGGCAAAGUUGGACUCCUUUAAUCUAUCUAUAUAUGGUCCUACAAUAGAGGAAGUUAGACAAGUCAUUGAGGCAGAAGGGUCUUUUACCCUUCAAACUUUGAAAACUUUCAAAAUAGGUUGGGAUGCAAACCUUCAGGAGGAAGUUGUUGAUUUUGUUCUUGAUAGCAAAAUGAGAGGAGAGUUCAUAGCUAAGUCCAUUAGAUCUGUUUUUGAACCUCUUUUAACCGUUGAGUUUGGCAAAGAUAUCAUGGAUGAAUUAUUCUUAAGGUUUUCGAAAAAGGUUUCACAACUCAUAGCGUUGGAUACAUUGGAGUACACAAAUUUGGUCAUGUCCAUGAGAAAAAAGUAAGAUGAUUAAUUAUAGAAGCAAGUGAAAUACUAUUUAAAUUUGAGCUCCAAGAGACUUGUUGAAAGAAUUGUGUAAGUUAUUUAGAAAUUCGUAGUUGACAAAGAACUAAACGUAGUAUUGUGAGAUCUGUAUAAGUUUUUUGUGUAAUUUAUCGUAUUUUAAACCUUCUUUAACUAGUGUUUUUAAAAAAGAUUUUGGCAAAAGAUUCUUUUCAUCAACGACGAUGCAAUGAUGAUUUCAAAUUCGG